GUGCUGGUGCUGCCUCUCGCGCCGCACACUUCCGCACGUCGCGUUCGCGUUCGCGCGGCUUUCUCUCCCAAGACGCCGACGUGGCUGCCGACAUGGUUGGCGGCAUUCGGUAGAGCUGGGGCGGCGUGCUCAGUCAAGUGCCUCCGAGCAAAGUGCCACGAAAGCGCUUCGAAACGAAAGCACCAGAAAGUGUGCAGCUGUGCACCUGCAGGCCUGCAGGGCGCUUGAGGCGCGGCAACGGCGGGCAGCCCCCGGCGCCCACUCCGUGUCCGCGUCCCGAGCACAUGCUGGAAGUGAUCCUCUUCGCCAUGGGUCUCGCCGACAUAGACGAAAACGAUGAAACCGUCACCGACUGCCCGGCCGCGCCUGCCAUGUCUGUGAGCGCGGCGUCGGUGCCGCGGCAUGAGGCGGAAGUCGCCCCCGCAGUCAUGGACGUCCCCACCGAGGACACCGCCAAGGACCCCGUCGGCGGGCCCACCGGCGCGGCGACUGCGCAAGGACAGCUCAGUGCGCCGUCGUCGCCCUGCGUGUCGCGGAGAGCAGCCCCGACCGCAGACUCCAGGAUCCCGCAGCCGCUGCCGUCGCCCACGCCACUGCGCCGCAGCGGCUCCCUGCGACUUCGCGGCGAGAAGCCGGGCUUCGGCCACCCGAGGCACCCGCUGGGGUUGGCCAGGGGGAGCCUCGGCCUCGGCGCGCGGGCGUCGCCUGGGGCCGCCUUCCCGUCCAUCACGGAGGCCAGCGAGUCGUGGAAGCGCUCCCUGAGGGGCAUGGGGGACGGGCUGCCUGCCCACGGCCCGGCCCCGCCCCCACCCGCCUCCAAUCUGCGGCACCAGCGGCACCACCGCAGUCUGAAAAAGCAAUCCUUAUCAAGUCGGCCUUCUUCAAGAGAUGCAUAUCCUCAUACUCCAACUCCAUCUCCAGAGGAAGUAGACUUCUUUAGACCACAGAAUUUAAAUCGUUUUCUACUUGAUCAUGCCAAGGAGUUUGGAGGUGAUCAUGAUGAUUUGGAUUCCCUUCGUAGCUAUGGGAGCAAUUGUAGCACUCAGUCUGCCUGUGAUCAUGCACAAUUUGCUCGCAAUGGAACAACAUUUUCUGGCAAACGAAUGAAGUAUAUUGUUCACUGCUCAUCACAUCCCGAACCCAAUGAAUACUUAACUCCAACACAAAGAGCCAAUCAGCAAGUGCGCAGAUUAAAGGCACUUGUUGAGCAAGCAAGGAAGGAUAUUGAAGCAAAAGAUGAAAAUAUAUUCAAGCUCACUAAAGAAGUAGUGGAAUUGCGGUUGUUGAGAGAUGAAGUGGAUAGCCCAGCAAAAACAACUCGGAGCUCUGAGGACUCACCCCCUUUUAGGGUUACCACUCAACUAGAAAAUGAAUGUGGGAAUUCUACCUCAUUGUCAGAUUCUGGUCAUUUUGAUGAUGUUUUAUCAUUAAUCUCUGCUCAGUCAGCUCAUAGCCCAGGCCCAAGGCAAGUUUUGUCUUCACCUGAAGCAGAACGACUAGCUGAAGUUUACCAGCACAAAAUUGAUGAUGUCACAAGGAAACAGGGUGAGAAAAGCUUGGAGGAUAGGAAAAGUCUUGUCAAAAUGUAUGAAAAGAAAAUGGAAGAUAUGUCAAGAAAGUACAGUGAAAAAUUUCAACAAGAAAAAAAUGAUUUAAUUGAAAUGUAUGAGAAUAAAAUUGGAGAUAUUGUCAGGAGACAUCAAGAAAAGUCUCAAGAAGAUAAAGUAACAAAUGAGAAAAGGAUUGAUGAACUGUCACAGCUGGAAAACCAAAAUUCGUUGCAGGCAACUCAUCAAAGCAAAGUUGUACAAAGUCUGACUGAAAAAUUAGAAGAAACACAACAGCUGUUAGAAACAGCUCAGAAAAAUGCAACCUCAUUAAGUCAACAAUUGGAGGAUGUAAAUCUAAGGUAUAAUGAUCUCCAACAUGAGCUUUUCCAGUCAAGAGAGAAAACAGUACUCUUGGAGGAUGAAAUUGAAACUCUUCAGAAAACAAUUGCUAUGCAUGAGCAGCAAGUUUCAGAGAAAAAUGUUGCUUUGGUGCAAAGUGCACAAAUUGAAUCGGAGUUAAGUCUUUUGCGCCAACAUGUGGAAGAACAGAAAGUAACUUCAGAGUUAAAAUCUCAGCUGGAAAGUGAACUUGCAAGAGUGUCGGAAAAAUUAAAAGAGAAGGAGCUGAAAUGUAAAUUAAUUGAAGAUGAGAAGACUGAAGCUGAGAGUCUGCACCACCAAAGACAAGAGGAAGACUCUAAAUUGAUAUCUCAGCUUAAAGAUGAAAUUUCUGAUAUGCUGCAUCAACUUAAGGCUAGGGAGGAAAAAUGUAAGGAAAUUGAAGACAAGAAGACUGAACUACAAAAGAACCAGGAAGCAUCUUCACAACUAGUCUCAAAGCUGAAAAACGAAAUAUCAGAGGUACUGAUGAAAUUGAAGGCUGAGGAGCAGAAACGUUUGGAAGCUGAAAACAAAAAGACUGAGGCAGAAAUAAUGUAUCAAGAAAAACAGGAGGAAUUCCUCCAGUUGGUAUCCGAGCUUAGAAGUCAAAUCUCGAAUUUGCUGCAAAAGUCAAAGGAUGAUGAACAGAAACAUGAGAAAUUAAAAUCUCAACUUCAAACAGAGCUCAUGCAAAUCUCUGUAUCCUUGAAAGAGGAAAAAGAGAAGAACAUUCAACUGGAAAAAGAGAAAACCAAAACUAUGACAGUUUUAGAAGAAGAACAGAAAAAAAUUGUCCAACUGCAGUCUGACUUUGAAAAUGCCAGGUGUGAAAUGUUUUCAGUGAAAGAGGAAGAAAACAGACAUACUGUGGAGUUUGCAGCUGCAUUGGAAAAAGACUUGGCAGCACUUAAGAUUCGUCUGGGAGAGGAGGAGGAAAAGAAUAAGAAUCUUGAAUGCUGGAAACAAGAGGCGGAAAAUAUGAAAGAAGAAAUAACAAACCACAUACAGCAUGAGAAGCAAUUAACAGAGCAAUUAGUUUCUCUUGAAAGUGAAGUAGAUGACCUUAAAACUAGCUUAUUAGAAGAAAAGGAAAGCCGUCGCAAUGUGUCUCUCAGUACUAUCCAAAAUUUAGAAGAAAAGCUAGACAUCUCUCAGAAGGAAGCCAAUAAACAAUCACAAGAGAUGAACCAAUUACGAGAUCGCUUGAGUAAUGUUGAAAGCGAAGCUGUCACACUAUCAAACUUGCUUUCUGAAGAAAGGUUGAUAAAUGAAGAACUGCUUCAUUGGAAGACAAAAGCUGAAAACCUCCAAUCAGAAAUAAAUUCUCUUAAAGAAGAUAUUGUUGAAAAAACUCAACAACUCCAGUAUUUUGCAAGUAUUGAAAGUAAAGUAAUAGAAAUUCAAGAUUGUUUGUCUGUAGAGAAAGAAAAGGUGCAAGAUUUAAUGAAGUGGAGAAUUAAAGCAAAUGAUCUAGAAGAGGAAAUAAAAUCUCUUAAAGAAGAAAUUUCUUCAUUGAGCCAAAAUGUGCAGCUUUCAGAAAACAAUAACACUGAAUGCCUUCAGAAUGUUCCCUUUGAGGCUCAGCAAAAGAUACUUUCACUUGAAGCUGAAAUAGUAGAGCUAAGAGAAAGUUUGGAUCAGUCAUACUGGAUGCAGUCUGAGAAAGACACUACUCAACAACAGAUGGAAAAAACAAUAUUUGAGCUGACUGCAAAAAUGAAAAAAAUGGAAGAAGACUCCUUGAUAUUGAAUGAAGCUGUCACAUGCCUGAAGAAUGAAAAUGAUGAGCUAAAAGCGAGAGCACAACAAAAUGAUAUUCCUGAGCUAUUGUCCAAGGAUGAUCUAUCCACAUUGUUAUUAUCAAAGAGUGGUCUUAUAGAAACAGAAUCCAAUGCAGCGAAAGUCCAUCUUUCCAAUAAUUAUGAGGACAAACGCACCAUGCAUCUUCAGCAUUUAUCAGAAAAUGGAAACAUUGUUGACACUGAGUCUCAGUUAAGGGCAGAGAUUGAAUCUUUAAAAAAGGCUAUUGCUGACCAGGAAGAAAGACAUACAGAAAUGAAUUUAAAAAUGUAUUUAAAAGGACAAGAAGCAGCCAAGUUUGAGAGAAAAGAUCAGGUUUUGGAGAUGGCAGCUCAAGCACCUGAGAAGGUAUCAGUUCCAGAACUUUUGUCGCAAUUAGCUGAAACGGAAAAGGAACUGGACAAAGUAAAGGAUAACCAGCUUGAGAAUAAGCCUAAAAGCAGUCUGAGCUUGCUCAGUGCAAAUGAGGCAGUCUGCCUCUAUCUUCUCGGUUCCUUCAAGGCAAUGUACCGGCAGCUUGCAGAGGGACAAGCCAGCAACAGCAGCAGCCCAGAAGCAACUCUCCUCUUCCUCAAAUCUGCUUUCUAUUAUUUUUUGACCGACGAGGCCAAUUGCCAGGGUCAUUUGCACGCUAUUCAGAGCAUUCUUGGCUUUACAGAAUCCGAGAAGCAAUCCAUUGAUACACUCACUUAUAUUCGGCGGUGAAGGGAACUUUUGCCACUGUGUAUCAUGGCCUUUCAUACAUGAAGUGAUAAUGUAGCUAGUUUUAUAUUUUACUUCUGUUAAAAUUUUAUAAGCCAAUUUUACUGCUACCUUCCUUUAAGUUUGCAUGUCUUGACUGAUUGAUGUUAUUUGUUUGCACCAAAAGCAAAGUUUGGUGAAAAGUUACCAGAAUUACCGGUUUUAGAAUGUAUUGUGUUAAAUGUUUUAAGGUUUCAUGAGAUAUUUAAUUAAAAUAGUUGUUGGAAAAA
Thrips palmi is the source of this 4702-nucleotide messenger RNA. RefSeq names its product calponin homology domain-containing protein DDB_G0272472 (gene qtc). The record is from RefSeq and is a predicted model, not a curated record. Bases 285 to 4436 code for a protein of 1383 amino acids. The transcript is spliced from 11 exons. NCBI's taxonomy places the organism in Eukaryota, Metazoa, Arthropoda, Insecta, Thysanoptera, Thripidae.